Messenger RNA from Wasmannia auropunctata (little fire ant), 4158 nucleotides. It is a transcript of the gene RhoGAP100F, whose product is annotated as rho GTPase-activating protein 100F. The coding region runs from base 1 to 4158 and encodes 1385 amino acids. Gene Ontology annotation, biological process: signal transduction. Lineage: Eukaryota; Metazoa; Arthropoda; Insecta; Hymenoptera; Formicidae. The transcript has 19 exons. The record is from RefSeq and is a predicted model, not a curated record. Gene Ontology annotation, molecular function: protein binding.
AUGCAGUGGCGAAAACACGUGCGCAUCAAGUACGGUGGUCGAGUCGGUGUCGGUCAAGGACAGCGGGAGCGGGAGCAGGUGCAGCUGCAGGUGCGCGUGGUGCAGCUGCAGCGGGAAGGGGGCGCACGACUCAGCUACGUCUGUCAUCAGCCUCAACUCUCGUCGACGGCUCGCCGCAGCUGCAGCGCAGCAGUCAUGCUCUGCUGCGGCCGCAGGAAAGAGGGCCGGGGGGAAGUGACAGACAUAAGCGCAAGUCCUGGGAGGCAGGCACCUGCCAACCAGUUGCGCCCCAAGGAACCACCCCCCAUGGUCAUUCAAGGAGACUUCAGGAAGGUGAGCGGGAUCAGUACAGAGAUCUUCAAGCAGAUCGAGACUGUCGAAAACGAUCAUGACGCAUCGACAGCGGCGGCCCUCGAAGCUGUUGAGCGGAGAGGCGAGAUGGUCGUGCGUGUCAUCGAGCCUCGGCAGAUGGGGAGACAGGCCUCCGAGGCGGCGAAAAAAUUUAUUGUUAUGCAGGAUCCUAAGCACCCCAUCCACUUUGUCGAGAUAAUCAAACGACCGGGACAGACCCUCGGCCUCUACAUACGCGAGGGCAACGGUGUCGACAGGAAUGACGGGGUCUUUAUCUCCAGGAUAGCCCUGGAGACCGCCGUGUACAACAGCGGCUGCUUGAAGGUGGGUGACGAGAUCCUGGCGGUGAAUCUGGUCGAUGUGACGCACAUGAGCCUGGACGACGUCGUGAUCAUCAUGUCGAUACCGAGGCGACUCGUCCUGGCCACGAGGCACGGUCCGCAUCAACCGAUUUCGCACAGCCGCCAGACUGAGCACAAGGCGCCGCCCGUGGUAGUCAUCAAAAGGGAUCUGAACGAGGACGAGAGUGACCACGCGACAAGUAAUCACGUCAGAGAUGGCAGUAGCCGUAGACGCGGCGACGGGCGCGAAAUGUUGCCGUCGCGAUCGAGACUCGGUCUCACGGGUUUGGGAUCGAGCCAGGAUCUCGGCUCGAGCAACGGCGAUCUGUACUAUAAUUCACGGCCAGAGGGUCACUGGUCCUAUCAACCGCCGCCGCCGCCGGUUAUCACGCACCAGCCGAAACCUUCGUCGACGCAACACUUUCAGCCGUACGAGCGCGGUUAUCCGAAGACACUGGAGAGCCUGGCCGAAAAAGUACACCCCUUCUACACGGGGCCCAUGAUGCCCUCGAACGGCGCCCGACGUAUGUCGGCGGGUGGCGGAAUGCAAUCAGUCGGCAGAUUGUCGGGCCAAACCACGCAGUCGGCCCAUUACGGCUACGGCCAGCACACCGGAAGCGGAAGGAUCAUGCCGAGGAGUGGUUCCGACCAGCACCUACCCCGAGUCGAUUACACGAGCAUCACGACGCCGGCGCGACAUACUCUUCUUAGAUCUAGUUUGAAAUCAGGUACGUCAGCAUUACGUUACAACCCGAGGUACGGUCAGACUGAUGUAACGUCCGCCGCGCAGAGACAAGGACAAUUCGGCACCUUGACGAGGCGGCAUCGACCGUCGUUGGACUAUGCCUCCGAUACCGAGGCUACGUGCUCUAGUUCACCGAAAUCAGCGUAUUACUAUUACAGGCACAAUAUGAGCAAUCCAUCUCAAAGCAGCGCCGUGUCGCAUUUAGCUACCCUAUCGAGGUCACAAAUCGGUCAGAGUUCCUCAGGUUUAAGGUCGAAUUCGCUACCACGAAGCGGUCGGACGUUGCCCCAGCAGCCGGGUCUCAGGUCGGGCCUCAGCACGGUCGCGUCGGGCCUGAUCGAUCAAGAGGACAGCGACGGCGCUCUCUCAGCGCCGGAAUUGCCUUCCAUCAGGCGUGACAGAGGCAGGAUACCGUCCUCACCGAGUGUAUUCACGUCGGACGAGUACCGCGCCUGGCUGAGCCGCACGCCGAGUACCAGCGCCCUGUACGAGCAGAUCAGGGCGACCACAAGUAGACCACCCCGUUAUACAUACAGCGCCGAGAACAUUCAUGCAGCCGUCAAUCAGGGUGACUACGGCACUUACGGUACGUACAGGCCGCUCUCGACCACGCUCGAUCGCCUGUCGACGAGAUCGGCCUCGGCCCAACAGGUCAAUCUCGCGAAUCUGAGAGCGUCGACGGCGAUCAGUUCAACGUGCCAUCGCGGUACAACGAAUCCGAGGCCGGCCUCGGUGGCCUCGAGCGCGCGCUCAUCGCUGGCGGCCCAGAAAGCGUCGCUGACAAGCUCCGCGAGCCAACGGGCGACGUCGGUCAGGAGGAUCAGGAACCUGUUGGAUUUGGAGUCUACGAGGAGCAUACCUACCCCAACGCCUACCAGAACUCAGGGUCAAAUACUGCUAGAUAUUAAUCCUGCGGAGUUCCUCAAGUAUAAGAUAGAGAAGCCGCCGACAGUGGGCACGCCGAGCUCGACGAGCUCGCUUUUGAGCUCGCUCGGGGAGACGACCGGCGGCGACUUGACGAGCGGAGUCAGCGGAUUGUUAUCGGUUCAUCUUUUAGCGGGGCGUGGUCUCCGAUCGACUACGACCUCAUCGGCUGCCACGACACCUUCCACUCCCUCAGGUCAGCCGAAUUUAGCUAGUUGCGGCUUGAGAGACUUGUACUGCGUACUGGAGUGCGACAGGGUGCACAAAGCGCGCACGGUGGUGCGAACCGGCGAUCUGAUGUUUGACUGGGACGAAACCUUCGAGCUGGAUCUCGUAGGCAAUCGGCAGCUGGAUCUGCUCGUUUACUCUUGGGACCCACAGUACAGGCAUAAACUCUGUUACAAGGGAUCGGUGCAUUUGGCCAGUCUACUGAAAGAAUCGCCGGAACAUCAGCUGGCCGUCAAGGUCGAGCCACGUGGCACAAUUUAUCUAAAACUUCGAUACACCGACGCCCAACAAACUUUCCGUCGAAGGGGUCUGCCGGUCAUAUCCUUAGCCACGAGGGUAGCGCCUCUCUUCGGAGUUGAUUUGGAUACAGUGGUAAGUCGAGAAACCAAGACUGGUGGAGUUCCCGGUGGAGUUUCCACAGCUUUAGCAAUGGGAGUCCCGAAUAUUCCGAUUAUCGUGUGGCGUUGCGUCGAAGAGGUGGAGAGAAGAGGACUUGACAUUAUCGGUCUGUACAGACUCUGCGGCUCAGCGACCAAGAAGAGGAUACUUAGGGAAGCUUUCGAGAGAAACGCACGGUCCGUGAAUUUGUCGCCCGACAACGUGCCGGACAUCAACGUCAUCACUGGUGUACUGAAGGAUUAUUUGCGAGAACUUCCGGAACCUCUCUUCACGAAGUGCCUCUACCAGAUGAUGGUUGACGCACUGGCUGUCUGUUUGCCGGACGACCCGCAGGGCAACGCUAAGCUCAUGUUCAGUAUACUAGAUUGCCUGCCUAAGGUCAAUAGGUGCACGUUGAUUUACUUGCUGGAUCAUUUGGCGAUGGUGGUGUCGCAGUGCAAUAAAAUGUCACCGGCAAGCCUUGCCGUUUGCUUCGGGCCGGUAUUGAUGUUACAUUCGGAAGAAAGCGGACCUCCAUUGGAUUUCCAACAGCCGAUCGCCGUGCUGAAGUAUCUGUUGGAGAUUUGGCCGGUAAAGUCAGUUCGGAAGACUUCUUCAGUCGGUUCAACACUUCCUCGAGUUACGCCAGUAGUCGAGCGCAGCAACAGUCAGCAGCAUCUGCAGCAGGCGCAGCAGCAAGUGCAGCAGCAGCUGCAGCAGCAUGUGCAACUGCAGGGAACAUUGGGACGCACAGGGCUGCCUUGGCAGCAGCCACCCUCACUUCAUCAUCAACCCCAAACUACGGUGGCCGCAGUCCUCGGGCCCUCCAUUCGUCCUCCACCACCGGUCAAGCCUCGACAGGUGAUAGUCUCGUCUCCCGGUUCACCUAGCAGCGAGGAGUCAGAGGCCUCGCCCGAGCCGAUUAACAAGAGCCUGCUGGGCAAUCUGGGGUACGAAAAGAACGACGAGACGGCGACGACGACGACGACGACAUCGAGCACAACGUCGGGCGGCAUGAGCGUCGGCGCCGGCGCCGGUGCGGGCGUCGGCGUCGAGCAGGUGACGCCUACGAGCAGCGUCGACACCGAGGAGGGUAAUCCCCAGCAUCCCGAGGAGGGCGAGAAGGGCGUCGAGGGUGACGUCGAGGCGAGCGACGACGAUCGACAUCAGCAUAUACCCAAGACGCACUAA